CCAGCACCCAUUUCCGGGGGGGCGGAGCCGUGAGGCCGCGCCGGGUGCGGGCAGGGCCUGUACCGGGGCUGUCAUGGCGGCGCCUCUGCGGGACCGGCUGUGCUUCCUCAGCCGGCUCCCGGUGCUGCUGCGGGGCACGGCGGACGAGGACGGGCCCUGCCCCGGGUACGUGCUGGAGGAGAUCGCCAAGAUCUCCCGCGAGUCGCCCGGCAGCAGCCAGUGCCUGCUGGAGUACCUGCUGAAACGGCUGCAGAGCGGCUCCUGCCGCGUCAAGCUGAAGGUGCUGAAGAUCCUGCUGCACACGUGCGCCCAGGGCUCCCCCCAGUUCGUCCUGCAGCUGAAGAGGAACGCCGCCUUCAUCCGCGAGGCUGCAGCAUUCACUGGGCCCCCAGACCCCCUCCAUGGCAACAGUUUGAACCAAAAGGUGCGGGCGGCUGCACAGGAUUUGGCCAGCGUUCUCUUCUCGGAUGCUGCUCUCCCGACUCCUGCCCCGCUGCCUGCCCGUCCCCUGCCUCCCGCGGGCAUGGGAUCCAAGCCCAGCCCCUGCAGCUCCUUGCAAGGAUUCGGCUUCAGCAGCGAGAGGAGUGGCUCCGGCUCUGCAGGUGAAGCCCUGCUCAGCACCAUCCAGCGAGCGGCCGAAGCGGUGGCCAACGCCGUGCUCCCCACCCCGGAGGCUCCCCGGCCCCCCUGCAGGGAGCUCCACGAGGAUUCCUACCAGCCCGUGAGGGCUCCCUCUCCCUCCAGGAGCUCGCCCAGCUCCGCCAGGCCUCCAGCAGCCACCACAGCUCACAGCACCCGAGCGAGCCACCAGCCGGGGCUGGCCGGGGGAGGCUGGGAGGAGGCGGACAGCGGGCACAGCUCGCAGGAUUCCUCGCAGGACAACGCUGACCUGAGCCGAGCCUCCGACUCCUACAGCAAAUCCGGCAGCGACAGCCACUCCGGGGCCAGCAGGGACUUGGCAAACGGGGCUGAGAGGGUGGACGCUGAGGGGCCGGGUGACUGCCUGCGGGAGGUGAGCCUGGUGGCGGCGCUCACCCAGGGCCCCAGGGUGUUCCUGAGCAGGGAGGAGGCGCAGCAAUUCCUCAAGGAGUGCGGGCUCCUGAACUGCGAGGUGGUGCUGGAGCUGCUCAGCCGGGCCCUGCAGGACCCCAGCGACAGCGUCCGCAUGCGCUCCAUGUGCGCCAUCUCGUCCCUCAUGUGCUCCGACCUGCUGGCCCUCGACCAGAUCUUCGCCGCGACGCAGCAGCACCUGCAGCAGCUCAGCCAAGGCAGCCCCGGCCCCGUGGCCAACCGAGCCACCAAGCUCCUGCGCCAGUUUGAGGCUCUGUGCAGGGGCCGCCCGUCCCUGAAGAGCCCCCACCCCUCCGUCCUCCCCAAAGCUUCAGCCCCAUGCGCCGCGGACCUGCUGACGGACGUCCCCCCCCUGCCCAACGAGGGAAUCCUCCAGCCCCUGAGCGCGGCCCCGCUCCCCCCCGCUGCUGUCCCGGCCCCCGGGGGGGAUCCCCAGCUGCAAACGGAGCCCUGGGGGGAGCCCGGCCCCACGGCAGCGGCCACCCCAAGCGAGCAGGAGGCGGCCAGCAGACUGCAGGGGGACACAUCCACCACGGCUGCUCCCCCCCGCAGCCUGUCCCUUUUUGCUGGCAUGGAGCUGGUGGCCCGGCCCGGCACGGUGCUCGCCCCCCUCUCCCCCCACGAGGAGCCGCGGACGCUGCCCCAGCCCGAGGAUGAGGCUAGGCCCCCUCAGAGCAGCCGGGAGCCUUCUGCCUUCUCCUUCCUCAACGUGUAGCUGCUGUCACACCCGGCCCUGGGACCCCCCCGUGCUGCCCAAUUUUGGGGGCUCUCUGGGGGCACGUUCCUCGGCUCCCCCCGCGGCACUGGGGGGCAAAUAAAGGAGCUGCCCCGCAGGGGAGAGCAAAA
Molecule: messenger RNA, 1917 nt
Organism: Anas platyrhynchos (mallard)
Lineage: Eukaryota; Metazoa; Chordata; Aves; Anseriformes; Anatidae
Gene: TEPSIN
Product: TEPSIN adaptor related protein complex 4 accessory protein
Cellular component (GO): trans-Golgi network membrane
Source: RefSeq, a predicted model, not a curated record